AAAAAUGAAACGGUGAUAGGUAAGUAAACUGAAAACAAAACACCCAUUUAUGGUAAGGAGAAAGGCUACACACUCGGCACCGACGCACUCUCUCUGGAGCAUGGAUUCCUCCGCAGAGUUGAUAGGCGAAGUCCCUGGAUUCAUUCGGCUCUAUCAGGACGGCCGGGUAGAGAGGCUGAAUGGCAACCAGAGGGUCCCUCCCUCCACCGACCAUCAUACCACCGGCGUCUCCUCCAAAGACGUCCUCAUCGACCCUGAGACUGGCCUCUCCGCCCGCCUCUACCUCCCCCCACUUUCCGGCAACCAUCACCGCCGCCCACUCUUAAUCUACUUCCAUGGUGGUGGCUUCUUCAUGGGGUCUGCCUUUUCUCCUCUCUUCCACAACUACCUCAACUCCCUCGUCGCGGAGACGGGGGCCGUUGCAGUCUCCGUCGAGUACCGCCUAGCUCCGGAACAUCCCGCCCCAAUUUGCCACCACGAUUGCUGGGCCGCCUUCCAGUGGGUGGCGCGCCAGACUGGACCAGGCACCGAGCCAUGGGUCGCCGAUCAUGCCGACCUUGGCCGCAUCGUGCUCGCCGGCGACAGCGCCGGUGCCAACCUCGUCCACCAUGUAGCCAUGAGAGCCGGCGGCGCAUCUGCAGUUCAUGGAUCGGGUCCGCCCAUCGAAGACCCGGUGAAGACCCAGGGGAUCCUUCUGGUCCAUCCGUACUUCUCGUCGUCGACUCUCCUGGAGGGCGAGUUGCCUGAGUCGGCAGCACAUGUAGAGUUGAUAUGGAAGUUGGCGUGCCCUGCCAGCCCUGGAGUCGACGACCCCAUUAUGAAUCCGCUAGCGGUUGGCUCGCCGUUCCUCAAUGGGCUGGGGUGCCGGCGCGUCUUGGUUUCCAUCGCCGGAAAUGACUUCCUGCGGGGCCGCGGCCGGUGGUUCUUUGAAGCCUUGACUGCUAGCGGUUGGAAGGGGGAGGCGGAGGUGGAAGGGAAGGAACACGUCUUCCAUCUGUUCAGGCCAGAGGACGAGAAGGCGAAGUUGCUGCUCAAGCGAUUUGCUUUGUUCAUCAAGGGUGAUUGACGCCAUCCUAGUCGUCCAUUACAGAUUGUGAGCCAUCAUCGUCUUCUAGAAGGAGAGAAAAAUCAGAACAUUGGCAAUAAGUUGGACGGAAUCCAACAAAAUUUCUUACAAAAGAGAAUACUACUAGAUAUUUUCUUUUCCUAUUUGCUUUACAUGUUUCUGGAGAUCACGGCCGCCACAAAUUGGUCAAAGUGUCACGGUCACUAUAAUGUGAUCUUUAUGUGUUUACAUAUUUAAUUCGUGUUUGUUUGUGGUUGACAUAAUGAAAUAAGAAAUUAAAUGAAAGUUAUUGACAAA
This is a messenger RNA of Nymphaea colorata (pocket water lily), 1363 nucleotides long. RefSeq names its product probable carboxylesterase 2. Gene Ontology annotation, molecular function: hydrolase activity. NCBI's taxonomy places the organism in Eukaryota, Viridiplantae, Streptophyta, Magnoliopsida, Nymphaeales, Nymphaeaceae. Bases 50 to 1066 code for a protein of 338 amino acids. The record is from RefSeq and is a predicted model, not a curated record. The transcript has a single exon.